This is a messenger RNA of Molossus molossus (Pallas's mastiff bat), 1816 nucleotides long. RefSeq names its product FUN14 domain containing 1 (gene FUNDC1). Gene Ontology annotation, cellular component: mitochondrial outer membrane. Gene Ontology annotation, biological process: autophagy of mitochondrion. Lineage: Eukaryota; Metazoa; Chordata; Mammalia; Chiroptera; Molossidae. The record is from RefSeq and is a predicted model, not a curated record. The transcript is spliced from 5 exons. Bases 78 to 545 code for a protein of 155 amino acids.
GCCUAGAGAGGCUCUUAAAGUGGUGGAGAGAGGAGGGCGGGAGGGGACCACCUUCAAUACUGGCCGCUGGCGGUAUCAUGGCGACCCGGAACCCCCCUCCCCAAGAAUAUGAAAGUGAUGAUGACUCUUAUGAAGUAUUGGAUUUAACUGAGUAUGCAAGAAGACACCACUGGUGGAAUCGUGUUUUUGGCCACAGUUCUGGACCUAUGGUAGAAAAAUACUCAGUAGCCACCCAGAUUGUAAUGGGUGGAGUGACUGGCUGGUGUGCAGGAUUUUUGUUUCAGAAAGUUGGAAAACUUGCAGCAACUGCAGUAGGCGGUGGCUUUCUUCUCCUUCAGAUUGCUAGUCACAGUGGCUAUGUGCAGAUUGACUGGAAGAAAGUUGAAAAAGGUGUAAACAAAGCAAAAAGACAGAUUAAGAAACGAGCAAAUAAGGCAGCACCUGAAAUCAACAACAUAAUUGAAGAGGCAACGGAAUUUGUCAAACAGAACAUUGUGAUAUCCAGUGGAUUUGUAGGAGGCUUUUUGCUAGGCCUUGCAUCUUAAGGAUGUGAGUGUUCUACCACAGUGGAGUCACCUGUGAGAAAAGAAGUUGUGGUGACAAGGCGGUCUCUCUCAACAUUACACACCACCUUCCUCUCCAGGGCAACAGGCAACAACUAGCUGGACAACAUCUAGCUCAAAACUUAGCAUAUUGUUAUCUGAAAUUUGGUAAACUAGUAUCUGCUGUAAAACAACCUGUAUGGUAUGUGUACAAUAGUAUUCCUGAUCAAAACAUGGCUGUCAUUUAUUUAAAUCAGAUGUUCUUCAUUGUGCUUUAUAGUAUAGGGCCAAUAAAUAAAAAUUUGUACUAUAGCUGCAACAUUAGGGCUGACUUUUUUUUUAAAGAUAUGUUUGUAAUAAACUGAACAGUAAUAAUGCCCUUUUGUGAAAGGAUUUAGAAAUAGUAGAAUUAUUAAAUAUAUUAAAUUUAAUACCAAUUUUUAGCUUGCUUCUGUAAUUCUUACUGUGCUUAUAUAAUAACUAGUAAACAAUUUCAAGAAAGGCUCUUCUAAAGAAAUAUUACAUGUUUAAAGCUUUUUUCUUUUUUUGAUGUCUGUAGUUGUAAAAAUAUAUCUUCUUGUAUAUAAGCUUCUAAUUUAUUUUAUCCUGGCAGCCUGAGAAGAACUAAUUAUUUUGUGGGUACAUAUAGUUGGUUUACUGAUUUAUUACAUUAACUUUGAGUGAACCUCAUUUCUCGGUUCUAAAUGUUGUAGUUAUUAUUUUGGCCUCUUCACAAAGUGGUAAAAAUUACCUUAAAAUACUUAGUAGUACAGUAUGAAUUUACUGUCUGAAGAACCGUGAUUUUCUGUAUAGUUAUGAAAUUGGAGCUUAAAGAGAAUUAUCUCCUUGAUCUAGAGAUAUAAGUGCUAAGGCUUUCAAACUUUUGGUAGCAUUGUAUUAGUUGAACACUCGGCCAUUUGACCUGAUUCUCAGGGCCGACAUCACACUCCCUCCGAGGCGCCUUUGCUCAGAAAAGCUUUCUAUAUUGUUUGUUUUGUCCACAGAGUUCUAGGUUGGAAUUGGGAAAAACAUCAGAACAAUAUGUAUUAGAAUCUUCAGAUUGGAAAGACUGCAGAUAUUUAGACUAUCUCCUUUUGAUAGCAAGUCCCCAUAGUAUAUUUUGUGUAUUGUAAAGAUAAAGCAUUUGAUACUUUAAAGAUGGGUACAAUCUGUAUGCUUUCAUUAUCAUAAGACUCCUUAAAAUUUAAUGUGAGAUUGAUCUUCAUGUUCUUUCUUUACUCUCAUUAGUGCCUCAGAUACAAUGCUAAAUAAAA